This is a messenger RNA of Adineta ricciae, 3222 nucleotides long. Lineage: Eukaryota; Metazoa; Rotifera; Eurotatoria; Adinetida; Adinetidae. The record is from the annotation of a GenBank genome assembly.
AUGGAAACGGUAAAUACAAAUAAAGAGAUUGCUAGUUGUGUUAAAGCAGCAGUUCGUAUUCGUCCAUUAUCAAAGAAUGAAGAAUGUGAUUUAUGUCAAACGUGUGUUGACGCUCAAUGUUCGACAAAUGAAAUUAUCCUAGCGAAUAGUACGGCAUUUACGUUUGAUCAUGUCUUUUUACCUGAGACAACACAAGAUGAUGUUUACCGUGAAUGCGUUUACGACAUGAUUGAAGGAUGCUUUCAAGGCUAUAGUGCAUCCAUAUUAGCUUACGGGCAAACAGGUUCAGGAAAAACAUUUACAAUGGGCAGUGGCGUUGAGUAUAACGAUCCAGCGAAGGAAGGUAUUUUACCUCGUGCUAUUAUGCAUAUAUUUCAACGAUGUGCAAACUACGAACGUGAAGCUGAAUCGAAAGGUAUUGCAAUGCCAAAAUGUGUUGUCUCAUGUCAAUUUAUCGAAAUUUACAAUGAAAAUAUUUAUGAUCUGUUCAAUAAAGAAAACAUCGAUUUUCGUUCCCAGAAGAAUUCAGACAAACAUGUUGUAUUUGAAAAUAGCAACGGCGAAAUCGCAGUUACUAACAUUACAACACGAUUUGUAACAACUGCCCAAGAGACACUUGAGUGUCUGAGAGAAGGUGCACUAAGUCGAACGACUGCAUCAACACGGAUGAACAGUGUGUCUAGUCGAUCACACGCCAUAUUUACGGUUAAUUUGCAAUUUGAACGUGUUGUUCCAUCAGUAUCGACAACGAAUCCAGGCUUACGUGAGCAAAUCCGAGCGAAAAUUCAUUUCGUGGACUUAGCCGGCUCAGAAAGUUUAAAACGAACAGGUGCAACAGGUCAACGUGCUAAAGAAGGCAUCAGUAUCAAUAGUGGUUUGCUUGUGCUUGGUAACGUCAUCUCGAUCCUAGGCGAUCCUUUGAAAAAAGCCGCACAUGUACCAUACCGUGAUUCGAAGCUAACGCGUUUAUUACAAGAUUCUUUGGGUGGUAAUAGCCGUACACUGAUGAUUGCUUGUAUUUCUCCAGUGGAUCGUGAUUUUUCUGAAACGAAAAGUACACUGAACUAUGCUCAACGUGCGCGAAAUAUUCGUAAUCGUGUGAAAGUCAAUCAAGACAAGCACAGUCGACAGAUAGUUCAAUUACAAAUGGAAAUCGAACGAUUACGUGCACUAGUGGACAAAAAUGAACAUAUGUCACCAAUUGAUUUUGAUCAAACCAGUAAUAGUGCGUUGAAUCAAGAACUCGAACGUAUACGUUCAUACAUUUAUACAAUUCAACGCUCGAUUAAUGAAACGACAACAGUUUCUCAAACAUUGAAACAAGAUCUGGAAACAGUUCGUGAUCAUCAACAAAUAAAUGAUACUGAAUUUGAUUACGAUCAAGCAUUGAACCAAUGUUUAGCUAAAAGUGAUGAGAUUCAAUCUCGACUAUCACGUAUGACUGAUGUUAGCAAUGUUCUUCGAAAACGUAGUCCAUUAUCAUGUCGCCGUAAAAGUCGUCUAACACGUCAGUUGAACAAGAGAUCGUUUUCAGCUGAUCAACCGCUCACUCUUGAUUUUAAUCAAAAUACAACUGUUGACGAUUUACAGCCGUGUAUCGAAGACAUUCGUCAUGAAAUAGAUCGUCUGCGACGCGAAGAGCAAAUGUUACGCGACAGUGGCUCAGCAAAAUCCAAUCGUAUCGGCGUUUCGACCAUACCCGGUUCGCCACAAGGACCAUCCGAUAUUUCCGAUCAACCAAAAUCUGCAGCAAUAUAUCCACUUCCAACAAAUCCAUCACCGGAUAUGAACGAGAAUGAUGUGAAUACGCCCAUUCUUGAUGAUCAAGAAAAUCUCGGCAAUAGCGAUGACGAAGACGAACAAGGACAACUCCCGACGGAUGAAGCACAAACUGUGUCUGAUGUGCAAGAAGAAAAACUUGUUAUUAUCACUACAGAAAUCAAUGCCAAGCAGAAGUGUCUCGAAAUGCUUGAAAAUGCCCGUAAACGAAGUGAUACAAUACGUCAACGUUAUGAAGAACGUAUCAAAAUGCUUUCCGAUCGUAUUCAAAAUGCUGAAGAUGAAAAGCAAGCUGCUGUGACAAAACUAAAUUGUGCUACACGUGAUCAACACAAUGUUGAAGAAUUGAAAUCAGCACGACGUGAUUACGAAGAGAAGAUUCGUCGAUUGGAAAUUGAAAAUAAUGAAUUGAAUACGUUACGUGCGCAAUACGCUGUUUGUUUGAAAGAUGGAGAAUACUACAAGAAAGAAUUAGCGAAACAUACGAAUGAGCUGAAAGAUUUACGAAAAAUGAAGGUCCAAUUGACACGAGAAUUGCGACAAGAGUUCAUUCGACAUCGACAAGCAGAACAGGCGAAAGCACGUGAAAUCGCAACGCUCAAACGAACACAAAUGCAAAAAGAUAAUGAAAUUCGUACAUUACGUGCUCAACACAAACAAAAAGAAAUGAUUCUCAAACGCAAACAGGAAGAGGUACAUUUAUUAAGACGACAAAUGCGUUCAGCAAGAAUGCGCAAGACGACCAAAGAAAUGACUGCGCAUUUUGCAGCUAUUCAACAGGGCAUCACCAACGCUAUACGUCGUCGAAAACUCAUUGCUGGUAUCAAUCGAGAUAUGAACACAUUGAUCGAAAAUCGUGAACGUGCUAGUCGAAAGCGCGAACGAUUCUGUAAACGAUUAAAUAAGACCAUUGUUUUGAAUAAAACGGAAGAACAACAACAACAACCAACAGAUGUGACAAUAACUCCAGAUCGCGAAUCAAUCACUAAGCUGGAUAGUACAAUUGCAUAUCUCAACUCGGAAAUCGCAUCAUGUCAACAAGUCCUCAUGGCAUAUGAUGACGAAGAACAACAAUCGAGCGAUCUUAUUCAAGGCCCAGAUCCGCAAUUUAUUGUUGAUUGUGUUACUGAUAUAGAUGAACUUCGCUAUUUGCUAACGAAACUUAUUGAGCAAACCAUUGAAAAAGGAUUCGAAGCUGACGAAGCAAAUGAAUUAAUGUCCUAUGUUGAUCUAGUGGAAACAAUCCUUGUCAAGAAAGAUGAUACAAAACAAGCACCAACUGGUGGUCCACGUGCGAAAAAGGCCAAAAUGGAGCCAUCUCAAGACGAUUCAAUGGAUACUACACCAAUUCCUGAAGAUUCACCUUCAUCGAAAACGAUGAUACUUCGACCACUCUGCAAUUCUCCAACUCCAUCUAAUUAUCAAAGUGAACCAAUGAGUUGA